AUGCCAAUCCGCGAUGGCGCGGGGUCAUUCAAAUGCGACUCAGAAGUGCCGGUUCUGACGGUGAUGUGUCUCGGCUAUCUAAUCUGGACAGCGGCGUACAAUGUCUUUCUCCACCCCCUGCGCUCAUACCCAGGGCCGACACUCUGGGCUAUGUCGCGCAUUCCCUACACCCGCGGCUUCCUGAGCGGCGACAUGCACCAUCGCAUCCUCGAGCUUCACAAGACGUACGGUCCUGUCGUACGGGUGGCCCCGGACUUCUUGUCCUACAGCCACCCGGAUGCCCUAAAGGAGAUCCGGGGUCACCGUAAAGGGGGCAGGGUCGAGCACCCCAAGGAUCCGGUUCAUGUUGGCGCCAACGUCGACUCGGUCUUCGGCGCGGAUCGUGACAACCACACCCGGAUGCGGCGGGCGAUGGCUCACGGCUUUUCCGCCCAAGCGAUCGCUGAGCAGCAGCCCAUCAUUCAGAAGUAUGUCGACCUCAUGAUCCGGCGGCUGCAUGAAGAGUGCGCCGGCGGAACGCGGUCGGUGGACGUGGUGAAGUGGUUCAACUUCGCCACGUUCGAUAUCAUCGGCGAUCUGGCUUUUGGCGAGCCCUUUAGCUGCCUGGAAGGCUCGACGUACCACCCUUGGGUUGCCAUGAUCUUCUCCAGCGUCAAGGACCUUGCUUGGUCCAUCAACUUGAACCGGUAUCCGGCCAUCGCACCGCUACUGAAGAGACUUCUGGUGCCGAAGGAGGUCAUGUCCAAGUUUGCCCAACAUCGAGCACUGUCGGAGGAAAGGGUGCGGAACAGACUUGCCAUAGACACCGAUCGUCCGGACUUCCUCGACGCAAUGACAAAGCGGCGAGGUGAUGCGAAGGAAUUGACCUUCCAGGAACUGGUAGGCAAUGCGUCCCUCCUCAUCACAGCCGGGUCGGAGACGACGGCCACGGCGCUGUCGGCGGCAACGUACUACUUGGGCAUGAACCCUCGUGCAUUGGCCCGUCUGACCGCCGAGGUCAGGUCCACGUUUGCACGGGAGGACGAGAUCGACCUCCUCAGCGUCCAGAAUCUGACGUAUAUGCUGGCCGUGCUGGACGAGGCGCUGCGCAUGUAUCCGCCCGCGCCCGGCGGACAGCCGCGGAAGAUCCACAAAGACGGCGAUGUGAUUCUGGGCCGGUUUGUGCCUGGCGGUACCGUUGUCGAAAACUGGCAGUGGCCCAUGUGCCAUAACCCGGCCUGGUUCACACGGCCUGAUGACUUCGUCCCCGAGCGCUGGCUUGGCGAUCCGCGCUUCGCGGGCGAUACGAAGGAGGCGCGUCAGCCCUUCUCCUACGGGCCGCGGAAUUGUAUCGGGAAGAACCUCGCAUACGCCGAGAUGCGCCUGAUCCUCGCCAGGGUCGUAUGGGCUUUCGACAUCAAGCUGGCCGAGGAUGCCAAGGGGUGGGACGAGAGAAGCAAGAUGUAUCUUUUAUGGGAAAAGGGCCCUGUGAAUGUGUUCUUGACGCCGCGGGAAUCUGAGAGUGUCUGA
Chaetomium strumarium is the source of this 1509-nucleotide messenger RNA. Its product is annotated as cytochrome P450. NCBI's taxonomy places the organism in Eukaryota, Fungi, Ascomycota, Sordariomycetes, Sordariales, Chaetomiaceae. Bases 1 to 1509 code for a protein of 502 amino acids. The record is from RefSeq and is a predicted model, not a curated record. Gene Ontology annotation, molecular function: oxidoreductase activity, acting on paired donors, with incorporation or reduction of molecular oxygen; iron ion binding; heme binding. The transcript has 4 exons.